AUGGACCAUAUAGUAUCAAACAAACCACUUGAAUAUUGUUUAAGUAAUUUGGUAGGUAUAGAUAUAGAUGAAAUUAGAGAAGAUGAGAUAGACAGGAUUUCAGUAAAUAAUACUCAACUGCUUUUGAACUCUAUAUGGAAAGAUAUACCGAGAGAAAUGACAAAUGAUGGCUUAAUGGUAAUAUUACCUAUGAAGCAAAUAAUCCAAUUUCCUAGGGUAUAUGCUUUGCCUGAAAUGAGAGAAAAGACUAAAUGGGAGAAAUUUGCAGAAAUGAAAGGUAUUAAGAAAAGAAAGAGGUCUAGGAUGAUUUAUGAUCCUGUAACAGAUGACUUCGUCCCAAGAUGGGGUAAAAAUUCAAUUAAGAAAAUACAUGAAAAACAUAAUAGGGCAGUUAUAGAAAUUAAAAAUAAUAUAGAUCUAUAUGAGCAUCCUAGGGAAAAGAUUUCAAGAGAAAAGGAAGUGGCUAAGAAUAAACAGAAAUUAAGAGAAAUGAAAAAUAAGAAACAGACAAAGGAGGAUGAAAGUAAGUUGCCAUUAGGAGUUGUUAGCUUAAGAGGUGGCAAUCAAAGAAGAACGAAGGAUGAGAUAGCUAGGUUAUAUGACAGAGUUGCAAUUUCAACAGCAUCCUAUGGUAGAAGAGACAAAAUAUUACCUAAUGAAGUCAACAAAGUCAGAAAUACUGGUAAUAAGAAGAGACUUAUUAAUAUAAAAACUGAAUCUCAGGUAUACAAAGAUAUAAUCAAUAAGUUGUGUUAG
Cryptosporidium muris RN66 is the source of this 756-nucleotide messenger RNA. Its product is annotated as ribosome biogenesis regulatory protein, putative. The record is from RefSeq and is a predicted model, not a curated record. Lineage: Eukaryota; Apicomplexa; Conoidasida; Eucoccidiorida; Cryptosporidiidae. Gene Ontology annotation, molecular function: protein binding. Bases 1 to 756 code for a protein of 251 amino acids. Gene Ontology annotation, cellular component: preribosome, large subunit precursor; nucleus; nucleolus. The transcript has a single exon. Gene Ontology annotation, biological process: ribosomal large subunit export from nucleus; ribosome biogenesis; ribosomal large subunit biogenesis.